AAGAUUGAUUUGAGUGUUGGGGAAUCAAAGGAGGGCAACGAUGAGUUUUGAUUUGUUUAUGCAUGUUGGUGGAUAUUGGUCAGCUGAGGACCAAUAUCUUGGAGGAGAGAGACAUAAAGUGGGUUUGGUAUCAGCUGAAUCAUUCAGCUUACGUAUGAUUCUGGUGCUUCUUUCGGAACUCCUCGAGUAUGAAGACAACAUGAAGAAAGUGUCUUGGUUUCCACUUGAAACGCCUGGUAAGAAAGAAGAUAUUGAUAACGAUGAAGUGUUGAAGAAAGCGGUUCAUUAUGCAGUUGGAGCUGGUGCAUUAACCUUAUUUAUUGUUCGGGAAGAUGAUCCUUAUAUAGGUAGGCACAUUGAUACUAAUGCGUUGAGGUAUUUGUCAGACGAUGAAGCAUUGGUUGAUGGUGAAGUUAGUGGUGGUAGUGGCUCUGAGUCAGAUGAUGAAGUUCAGUUUGAAGAUAUUGUUUACAGCGAUAGUGAUGAUGACAGUCCACAUGUUGAGGUAGAUGAGAGCAAGUAUCGAAAGUUUUGUAUUGGUGAUGAGUACAAUACAAUUGAUUCCUUUAAAAGAGCUGUUACGAGAUAUGCUGUGAAGAAGAGGAGGGACAUCAAAUAUGAGAAGUCAGAUGGCAAACGUGUAGUUGCUAUUUGCUCUGGAAAGAAAUGCCCUUGGAGGAUUUCAGCAACUAUCAACAGCAGUUCUAAUAGAGUAGUAAUCAGAUCGUUAAAUGAUGAGCAUAAUUGUACUUGGCAAGGGGUCGUGUCAUUGCUGACUAACUCUCGGAUUGCUGAUCUCUACAUAGAAGAAUUCAGACUAAAUCCAGAGUUCUCAGCAAAUCAAUUACAACAGAAGCUUCUUAGACGCAACAUCAAUGUGCCUUGGACAAUUUGUGAGAGGACACGGCUGAAAUGUCUUAAGACAUUUGAUGAAGAGCAAGAAGAGUCUUUUGCUAGGUUAUUCGAUUAUGUUGCUGAGCUGAAGAGAAGCAAUAUUGGAUCCACAGUUGAAUGUGAGGUAAGGGAAAGUAGGUUCCAUAGGUUUUAUGUGUGCUUUGCUGCUUUAAAAAAUGGGUGGAAGAGAGCAUGUCGAAAGAUCCUCCAUCUAGAUGGAACAUUUCUGAAGUGGAGAAUGACAGGAAUGUUAUUAGUUGCAUGUGGAAGAGAUCCCAAUGAUCAGAUGUUUCCUGUAGCUUGGGCGAUUGUGGAUUGUGAGAAUACGCCAAACUGGUUGUGGUUCCUUGAACAUUUGGUUGAUGACUUGGGUUUAGAGUUGGGAAAUGGACUAACACUAGGUAGUGAUCAGCAAAAAGGAUUGAUUGCAGCAGUGAAGGUGGUAUUGCCUUAUGCUGAACACAGGAUGUGUGCAAGGCAUGUUUAUGCCAACUGGAAGAAGAAGUAUGCUGGAGCAGAAUAUGAGGACAUGUUCUGGGCUGCUGCAGACUCUUACUAUCCACAACAAUUUGAUAGAAAGAUGCAAGAGCUGAAAGAGUAUGAUCCUGCUGCUUUUAAUGACUUGAAGAUUUCUCUUUUUUGUCCAUGGUCAAGGGCUUAUUUUACAGAGUUCUCAAAGUGUGCUGCUGUAGAAAACAAUCUUGGAGAGUCAUUCAAUGCAGCAAUCCGGAUAGCAAGAAGUAAACCGGUUGUUGAGAUGCUGGAAGAAAUAAGAAAAAGGGUUAUGGUGAGCAAUGAAAAGAAAAGAGCCGAGGCUGAGAAAACAAAAGGAGAGUACACUCCUAAGGCGAUAGCUUUACUAGACCAGCAGAUUGAUUUGGCAAAGAAUUGUAGACCUUUGAGCUGCGGAUUGGGGAAUUAUGAGGUUGGCUACUUUAACUACAAAACUAAUAUGCGAAUUGAAGGUUUUGUGGUGCAGAUGCGAGGUGAGAUCAAAUGCAGUUGUAGAAUGUAUAUGGUCAGUGGGAUCCCAUGUAGCCACAUUGUUUCUUGUCUUAGACAUGAGAAGAAUACUGACCAAGAUCCUAAGAAGAUGAUUUCUCCAUGGUUCACUGCUCAGAAGUUGCAGACUUGUUAUGCUGAUGGACUUUGUGGUGUGAAUGGAAUGAAUCUAUGGGAGGUGACUACAACAGUCAGGGUCUUGCCACCUCCUUACAAGAGGCCUGGUGGAAGACCUCCAGGGAAGAAGAGAAAGAGGGAGAAGGGUGAACCAAGGGAAGGAGGAACCAAGCUUUCUAAAAGAGGAACAAAAAUUCAUUGUAGCUUGUGUGGAGAAGAAGGCCACAACAAGCUGAAAUGCAAGAAUGGACCAAUGCCUAAGCCGCCAAAGAAACCACCAGGUAGACCAAGAAAGACAGCUACUGCAAAAACACCAUUUGCAUCAACCUCUACUGCCCAAGAAGAUCUUCCAAGCCUUUCAGCUGCUCACCCAAAAAAACGUCCAAGAAGAUCUCGGAUAAGUCAGCCUUAUGGUACAUCAUCAUCACAACCAACUGCUGACACACCAUUUGAAUCGGCCUCAACUACUGAACUUGGUUUAGAAAGGCCAGCCCAAGAAGAUCUUCCAAGCCUUUCAUCUGCUCUCCCAAAAAGACGUCCAGGAAGGCCUCGGAAAAGUCAGCAUGAUGAUGCAUCAUCUUCACAACCAACUCCUAAGAGACUUCCUAUGUAUGACACAGGGCCCAUGUAUCUACCAAUAGAAGGUUAUGGUGUAUUCACCAGUCCUGUAACUGGUGACGACUAUAUUCAGGUAGGGAGGUCUAUAACUGAUGCACGAGACAACACCAUACUACCAAGCAGUCUGUAUCAAGCUAGAGAACGCAAGAAAAUGGAGGUUUCACGUGGACGUGGAAAGAAGAAAUAA
This is a messenger RNA of Camelina sativa (false flax), 2818 nucleotides long. The record is from RefSeq and is a predicted model, not a curated record. Lineage: Eukaryota; Viridiplantae; Streptophyta; Magnoliopsida; Brassicales; Brassicaceae.